Messenger RNA from Zea mays, 1011 nucleotides. Its product is annotated as Bifunctional coenzyme A synthase. The coding region runs from base 99 to 593 and encodes 164 amino acids. Lineage: Eukaryota; Viridiplantae; Streptophyta; Magnoliopsida; Poales; Poaceae. The transcript is spliced from 5 exons. Gene Ontology annotation, biological process: coenzyme A biosynthetic process. Gene Ontology annotation, molecular function: dephospho-CoA kinase activity; pantetheine-phosphate adenylyltransferase activity. The record is from RefSeq and is a predicted model, not a curated record.
ACUGAUCUACAGCUACGACGAGUAAAACAAGAAGCCGUACCUGUACGGUCUUCUCUAUAGAGGGAGCAAUUGGAGAGAGAGAGAAAGAACAGCGAAAAAUGGUCGAUGCCGGCGACAUAACGGCCGGAGGGCCGCCGCGCGCUCACGAGGAGGAGCAAGCGGGAACUCCGGCAUACGGUUCGGUGGUCCUCGGCGGCACUUUUGACCGCCUCCACGACGGCCACCGCCGCCUUCUCAAGUAUGCGGAGCUUAUUGAGCCCGUUGACAAGCGCAUCAAGGGUGUGGAGGAUUACAUCAAGUCUAUAAAGCCAGAACUGAUAGUACAAGUGGAGCCUAUUGAGGACCCUUAUGGCCCAUCCAUAACUGAUGAGAAGUUGGAUGCCAUUAUUGUCAGUAAGGAGACAUUAAAUGGUGGACUGGCUGUAAAUAGGAAAAGAGAAGAGAAAGGGUUCCCACUGUUGAAGGUUGAGGUUGUUGAUCUCCUUUCCGGCGGUGUGGAGGGGGAAAAAUUGAGUUCUUCUGCUUUAAGGAAACUUGAGGCAGAACAAGCUCAACAAAGUGAAACAAAAUCUGGUAGCCUUGAAGCUUCUUAGGGAGGAAAUUGAAUACUUUGAUCUGGUUAGCUGAAUGCACAAAUACGGGGGUGAUCUGCUCCAAGCUCAGUGUGAACAAAAAAUAUGAUCAGAGCUGACAGUUUGGUUACCUUUCUAGAGGAAUAAUCUUCGAACACUGGCCCAUGGCCCUGUAACAGUAUUGCUCUAACCUUCUAAAAUCAACCUGGCAACAUAGACUCUCCCCUACUAACCAAAUUUACAAAUUUUGUAUUGGCAAUGCCAUCUGAAUGUUAAAAGGAAAUCUUCUUGGGUUUGUAUAAAUAUCUACAAUUGUGACAAAGCUACAAACGAAUAUGGUUCCCCUUCGCAAGAACCCAUGCAAUGUAGCUUGUCAUUAUAAUCUUUGUUCUCUUGAAACAUAUUGUAUAAUUAUGUGUAUAUACGCAUUGGUUGAUCA